AGCUAGCUGGGCUCCGAUCGUGGAGUUGAGGUUACUGCUGAAACGUAUCAAUCGGCCAUUGACGACGAAGUAAUUUUCUAGUCGACAAUCUUCUCCGAAAAUGAACGACACUGAUGUCUCCAACCAAAUCCACCAGAUGGUGAGGUUUAUCCAGCAAGAAGCUGAAGAAAAAGCCACCGAGAUUUCUCUCUCCGCCGAAGAGGAGUUCAAUAUCGAGAAGCUUCAAUUGGUCGAAGCCGAGAAGAAGAAGAUCAAGCAAGAAUAUGAACGGAAAGAGCGCCAAAUUGAAAUUCGAAAGAAGAUUGAGUACUCAAUGCAGCUGAAUGCAUCUCGGAUCAAAGUUCUUCAAGCUCAAGAUGACAUUGUUAAUUCAAUGAAAGAAGUUGCAGCCAAGGAACUUUUGAAGGUGAGCCAUCAUCACCUUGUUGAGGAUAUUUUGCAUCUGGGCCAUCAUGAGUACAGAAACCUUCUAAAGGGUCUCAUUGUUCAGAGUUUGCUAAGACUGAGAGAACCUUCUGUCUUGUUGAGAUGUCGGAAACAUGACUUGCACAUGGUAGAGCAUGUGCUUGAUGAAGCCGCACAAGAGUAUGCUGAAAAAGCAGGUGUUCAUCCACCAGAGAUCAUUGUUGACCACGAUGUCUAUCUUCCACCUGCACCCAAGCAUCACAAAACUCACGAUCCCUACUGCUCUGGUGGGGUGGUGUUGGCUUCUCGCGACGGAAAGAUUGUGUGUGAAAAUACUCUUGAUGCACGACUGGAUGUUGUGUUCCGUCAAAAGCUUCCAGAGAUCCGAAAACAGCUCUUUGGACAAGUUGCUGCUUGAAGACUUUCAUUGCAUUUGUUUCCCCUGGAAUACAUGUAUCAUGAAUAGAUGCCAUUGCUUAUCUAAACUUGUUUCAUAACUCCAUUUAUUUUAUAGAGCCAGUUCUCAUAUCAUGUUUGAUGUGGGGGCAUGCAGCAUUCAAAUUUUAUUUAUUUAAUUGAUGAAUAUUGUCACCUUGACAGAGUUUGCUCCAACGAGUUGCAAAUAAUAUGUUGGACAUUGUUGCCAA
Messenger RNA from Trifolium pratense (red clover), 1052 nucleotides. Its product is annotated as V-type proton ATPase subunit E-like. NCBI's taxonomy places the organism in Eukaryota, Viridiplantae, Streptophyta, Magnoliopsida, Fabales, Fabaceae. Gene Ontology annotation, molecular function: proton-transporting ATPase activity, rotational mechanism. The transcript has 6 exons. The record is from RefSeq and is a predicted model, not a curated record. Gene Ontology annotation, biological process: proton transmembrane transport. Bases 101 to 823 code for a protein of 240 amino acids. Gene Ontology annotation, cellular component: proton-transporting two-sector ATPase complex, catalytic domain.